CAGCGCCCCCUUUUCCUUCCGCUUCCGACACGCACUGUCAGUCGAGCUGGUUAUGUGCGGCAAUAACAUGUCUGCUCCGCUUCCCGCCAUCGUGCCCGCCGCCCGCAAGGCCACCGCUGCGGUGGUUUUCCUUCAUGGAUUGGGAGAUACAGGGCAUGGAUGGGCAGAAGCCUUUGCUGGUAUCAGAAGUUCACAUAUCAAAUAUAUCUGUCCACAUGCACCAGUUAUGCCUGUAACAUUUAAUAUGAGCAUGGCUAUGCCUUCUUGGUUUGAUAUUACUGGGCUUUCACCAGAUUCACGGGAAGAUGAACCUGGAAUUAAAAAAGCAGCAGAAAAUAUAAAGGCUUUGAUAGAUCAAGAGAUGAAGAAUGGCAUUCCUUCUAACAGAAUUAUUCUGGGAGGAUUUUCUCAGGGAGGAGCUUUAUCUUUAUACAUUGCUCUCACCACACAGCAGAAACUGGCAGGUGUCACUGCUCUCAGUUGCUGGCUUCCACUGCGGGCUUCAUUUCCACAGGGUCUUAUUAGUGGUGUUAAUAGAGAUAUUCCUAUUCUUCAGUGCCAUGGAGAUUGUGACCUUUUAGUUCCCCUAUCGUAUGGUUCUCUUACUGCUGAAAAGCUAAAAACACUGGUAAAUCCAGCGAAUGUAACCUUCAAAACCUACGAAGGCAUGAUACACAGAUCAUGUCCACAGGAAAUGAUGGAUAUCAAGCAAUUCAUUGAUAAACUUCUACCUCCAAUUGAUUGACAACACUAAGAAGACUUGUGUAGAAGUACACACCUGCAUCAUUGUAGUAGAGUAUUAACCUUUUCCUGAACAUGAAACUUUUAAUGUCUGCAGUGUUAAAAUGUUUGCAAAACACACCAGUGACACAGACUAAAUACUAUCCCCUUGUGGGAAAAUUAUGAUCAUUAUGAUCUUUUAAGCGUCUAUACAUGUAUUUGUAAAAUAUGAUCGAGAAUAUACUAGUGUGAAGAGAGUGAAGCACCUAGAUUCUAUUCCCCAAAUGUAAUUCAGCAAAAUAAUAAAGUAUUUGAACCAGA
Molecule: messenger RNA, 1041 nt
Organism: Manis pentadactyla (Chinese pangolin)
Lineage: Eukaryota; Metazoa; Chordata; Mammalia; Pholidota; Manidae
Gene: LYPLA1
Product: lysophospholipase 1
Exons: 9
Coding region: 53-745 (230 amino acids)
Biological process (GO): protein depalmitoylation
Cellular component (GO): cytoplasm
Molecular function (GO): carboxylic ester hydrolase activity; palmitoyl-(protein) hydrolase activity
Source: RefSeq, a predicted model, not a curated record